AUGGCGUCUACCUCCCCAAGGCAGGUCGCGAUAAUCACUGGCGCAGCUCAAGGCAUCGGUCGUUCCGUUUCCCUACGGUUGGCAAAGGACGGCCUAGACCUCGCCCUUUUCGACCUGCCCAAGUGCCAAAACCUGCUGGAGGAACUCGCGGCGAGUAUCCGCGCAGAGCAUGGCGCUCGGGUCAUCACUGUCUAUGGCGACGUCAGCGUAGAAGAGGAUAUCAAGAAGCUGGUAGACACGACGACGGAGCAACUCGGGGACCUGUAUGCAAUGAUCGCUAAUGCAGGAACAGCUAACGUCGCCUCCUUGCACGAAACCACUACGGAGAUGUUCGACAAGCUGAUGAACAUCAACGUCAAGGGUGUUUUCUUCUCCUACAAAUACGCGCUGUUGCGUUUGUUAGAACAAGGCAAGGGCGGCCGCAUCGUCGGGGCGGCAUCUAUUUCCGGAAAGAGAGGCAGCCCGGAUCAACCGGUCUACUCCGCGACGAAGUUCGCGAUCCGAGGUUUGACACAGUCCGCCGCAAGAGAUUACGGGAAGUACGGCAUCACUGUGAACGCGUACGCGCCAGGGCUCGUAGACACACCUCUCUGGACCCUUGUGGACGAGAUGCACUCCGCGAACACGGGUGCGCCGAAGGGUUCCUGGCCUGGAUCGCCCCCAAAAAACGCUCUGGGGAGGGUCGCUCAGCCAGAGGACAUCGCGAAGCUUGUGUCCUUCCUUGUUUCUGACGACGCGGCAUUCAUAACGGGCCAGUCUUACAACGUGGAUGGGGGAGAAUACUUCGAUUGA
Messenger RNA from Dichomitus squalens LYAD-421 SS1, 792 nucleotides. RefSeq names its product acetoin reductase family protein. Bases 1 to 792 code for a protein of 263 amino acids. The record is from RefSeq and is a predicted model, not a curated record. The transcript has 8 exons. Lineage: Eukaryota; Fungi; Basidiomycota; Agaricomycetes; Polyporales; Polyporaceae. Gene Ontology annotation, molecular function: oxidoreductase activity.